GACACAAUUUUCCGUUUUCCCCGUUUUUACUGUACUUAAUAGUAAUUAAACGAAGCCGGUUUAACGGGCCUACAUACUUACUGUAAUGUCGCUCGUUCCAUUCGGUCACCGGCAUUCCGCUCAUUCGUUCCGUUUCAUUCGCUCGCCAGUAUACGCUGAUAAGCUGCGGGGGCCGGUCGCUGCGCCGGUGUCGCGUAUUUGUUACGGUCGAUAAUAACCUCUCGGAUUUCGUGUUUUGUGUGUGAAAUAAGUGUGUUUUUGGAGCUAAUUUACUACAGUGAGCGUGUGCAACGGAUUACUUUUUUGUGUGUUGACAAACUUGGAUUUUUCCCUGUUGCGGUUUUGUGAUGUCGUAGCCAUGGAAGGCGAGAGCCCCGAGCCCUCGGGCUGGCUUCUGGUGCGCGUGCACGUGCCCGAGCUGAACGUGCAGAAGAGCCUCCAGUUCCCGCGCGACCAGCUCGUCUGGGACGUCAAGCAGCAGUGCCUCGCUGCUUUGCCCAAGGAGCUAAAGGAGAGCUUUAACUAUGGCCUGUUCUGCCCACCGGUCAACGGCAAGGCAGGGAAGUUCCUGGACGAAGAGCGACGCCUCGGAGACUACCCGUUUAAUGGUCCUGUUGGUUACCUCGAGCUGAAAUACAAGCGGCGCGUGUACAAGAUGCUGAAACUGGACGAGAAGACGCUGAAGGCUCUACACUCGCGCGCCAACCUGCGGCGCUUCCUCGAGCACGUGGCGCACGCGCAGAUCGACAAGCUGACCAAGGCCUGCGCCAAGGGGCUCGACCCCAACUUCCACUGCACCGAGACCGGAGAAACCCCUCUAACCAUCGCAGCGGGCCUAAAAUCCCCCGGAAAAGUCCUGAUAGCCCUCGUCAACGGCGGCGCGCUUCUCGACUACCGGACGAAAGACGGCUCCACGGCCAUGCACAGAGCCGUAGAAAAGAACUCAUUAGAAGCCGUGAAGACAUUGCUAGAAUUAGGAGCGUCGCCUAACUAUAAAGAUGGGAAAGGAUUGACGCCUCUAUAUCUGUCGGUGACGAACAAGACGGAUCCGCUGCUCUGCGAGACGCUACUACAUGACCAUGCGACCAUCGGUGCUGCGGACUUGCAGGGGUGGCUGGAGGUCCAUCAGGCGUGUCGCAACGGCCUAGUGCAACACUUAGACCACCUUCUAUUCUACGGCGCCGACAUGAACGGGCGCAACGCGUCCGGCAACACACCACUUCACGUGUGCGCCGUCAACGCGCAGGAUUCCUGUGCACGUCAGCUGCUAUUCCGUGGGUGCGACAAGGAAGCGCUUAAUUUCGCCAACCAGACACCCUACCAGGUGGCCGUGAUAGCUGGAAACCUUGAGCUGGCGGAGGUCAUCAAGAAGUACAGGGCCGAGGAAGUUGUGCCGUUCCGGGGCCCGCCUCGGUAUAACCCGCGGCGCCGCUCCGCUGCCUGGGGCUGGCUGGCGGGCGGCUGGCCGGGAGACCGCUCGUCCCUGGCCUCGUCUACGAGGAUCCCAGAGCUGGAGGCCAUGCUGAGACCACCCGUGGCCUCACCCUGCUCCCUCGAACGACCAUUCUCCUCCGCUUCGUCCAGUAUCAGCGAUGCCUCGCAUCCGAGCCACGAAGAUGACGCGAGCAUACUUACAGAUAAGAGCGCGGACGUUAGCGACAUCAUCUCGGACUCGAGCGGCGUGGGGACCAACUCGGACACCACGUGCUCGCUGCAGGGCGCCGCCACGGCCGUUUGCCUGCAGCCCUACGAGCCGCAGCAGCCCGGGCAGCUCAGGCUCAACCAGGGGGAUAUCGUUGAAGUGACCGGCGCGACUGACGACGGGUUCCUGGAGGGCUGCUUGCGCGCGACCGGCGCCACGGGGCUGUUCCCCGCCCACUGUGUACAAGAAGUGCGGUUACGGCAGAACAAGAACGUGCACCAGGCAUUACCAGCGGGUCCCAUCCACCACUCGCGAGUGAACGGACGGCGGGAGAUGCCUCUCAGCAAGACGUACAGCGCCACUGCACCGAGGAUAAAGAAAACUUAUGGCAACGUGGAGACGCGCACAGUGGUGCUGCACCGCGCUCGGCGGGGCUUCGGCUUCGUGCUGCGCGGGGCCAAGGCGUCGUCGCCGCUCAUGGAGCUGCGGCCCUCGGAGCGCUGUCCCGGGCUGCAGUACCUGGACGACGUGGACGCGGGCGGCGUGGCGGACCGGGCGGGCCUCAAGAAGGGAGACUUUCUGAUCGCGAUAAACGGUGAAGACGUGUCAGCCGCGUCGCACGAACAUGUGGUGGAGCUGAUCCGCGGCUCAGGGGCCCUGGUGUCCAUGACCGUCGCUUCGUUGCAUUCUACUAACGGCAACGAACUCAAUACAUGCACAGUGCCAACGAGCAAGUCACAAAGCCAGCUGUCGAGCUCCGGUCGUCCGUACGCCGCCACGCUGCCCAGGAAAGGUGCCGGAGGGCGCAGCCCCGCGCCGGCGCCGCCGCGGCGCGACCCGCGCACCACGCUCAGCGUGGGCCGCGCGCGCGCCAAGUCCAUGGUGGCCGGCCUCGAAAAUGGCGGCGAGAAGGAAGAGAACUGCGAGCCCCUCAGCGUGGCUGGCAAAUCCUCGUCGGCGGAGUCGGUGCAACACAGUAACAACGGCACACCGCAAUCCGGCACGCCGGUGGCGCCGCGCACGGCGUCCAUCCGGCAGCGUCCGGCGUCCGGCCGCAUCACCGCGGCGGAGUUAGAGGAGUUGUUCCAGAGACAAGCUGAUGCUGAUACCAUCGGCGGCAACAGCGCAAUGAUGACGCGAUCGGCGUUCCAGGGCGGGUCGGCGUCACCGCCGUACUCGCCGGCGCGACCGAACCGUGUUUACGCCUCCGUGGCGGAGAUGAAGCGCCGCGGAAAGCUGCUGAUCAAAUCGCAGGGAUCGCUGCGGCGCGAUUUCCACUCCACGCCCGACCUCGCGGCGGAGCACACCGCGCAACCGCUGCGUACGCGCUCCAGCGAAGAUGUGCAUGGUCCGGGUCGCGCGCCGCCGCCGGCGCACCCGCCGCCGCCGCCGCCGGGCGCGCCGGCGUCGUCGUUCCGCCCCUCCGCCAGCGCCAAGCUCUACGCCUCCCCGCGCGACCUGGGGCCCGUCGCCUACCGCCAGGCCGCGCCCAACACGGUGCGCAAGUCGGCGUCGCUGCGGUCGUGGGCGGGCCCGGCGCGCGCGCACUCGGCCGAGGAGGCGGCGCACUACGCGCAGCCGUUCAACGCGCACGGCGUCGUGCGGCAGAACUCGACGCCAGCGCCGCCGAUCCCGGAGCCGGACUACAGCAUGUCGGAGUCGGACGACGACGCGCCGAAGCCCAAGGAGCCCCCCGCCGAGACCAGCGCCAACAGCAACGCCAGCGGAAGCAGUUCAGGCUCCAGCUCUAUGCAGCACUCGUUCUCAGUGGACGAGAUCCAGAAGAUCCGGACGCGGCUGAAGUCGUCCAAGUCGUGCGGCGAUGAGCUGUCGGCCGAGCGCGACGACGGCGACAACUCCUCGUCCGGCGUGUCGUCCGACCAGGAGGCGCAGGCGAAGCCGCCGCGACGCGACAAGGUGUCGUUCUGCAGCUCCGUUCAGGUGAAAUCGUCGAACGACGUGAUCAGCACGGAGCCGGUGCACAGCUCGUCGGAGAGCCUGGCGACGCCGCCGGCCAUGCAGCGGCACAACUCGCUGACGCGCAAGCGAGCCACGGCAGCGUUAUUACGCGGCACUAUAGGUCGAGGCAAGUCGGCGGCGGAGCGGCUGGGCGUGGACCCGGAGAAGGCGCCGGGGCGGCGCACUCGCGCGGCGGUGUCGCUGGCCGAGCUGCCGCCGCCGCCCGAGGAGCCGGCCGGCCCGCCCGACUCCGCGCCCGUGCUGGCGCCGCCGCCGCAGUUCAGCGACCGAGUGCGCGUCGUCGCCGCCGUGCCCAAGCGGGCGCAGGAGUAGACGCCGACGGGAGGGUGCUUCUUGUCGGACGUGGCCUCGUUUAGUUAAUCCCGGGCG
Cydia splendana is the source of this 3991-nucleotide messenger RNA. It is a transcript of the gene Prosap, whose product is annotated as SH3 and multiple ankyrin repeat domains protein 2. The coding region runs from base 359 to 3934 and encodes 1191 amino acids. Gene Ontology annotation, molecular function: synaptic receptor adaptor activity; ionotropic glutamate receptor binding. Lineage: Eukaryota; Metazoa; Arthropoda; Insecta; Lepidoptera; Tortricidae. The record is from RefSeq and is a predicted model, not a curated record. The transcript has 23 exons. Gene Ontology annotation, cellular component: postsynaptic membrane; dendritic spine; postsynaptic density.